AUGGGAUUUUGAUUUUUGAUAUUGAUUUUUUAAUAUAAUGAAAAGUAGUUUGAAUUAAUUGUUGCGCAUGCUCAGCGCUGAAUCAGCUGUCAAAAUUUAUUCAAAAGUUUUAACAUGAUAAAUUAAAUUCUAGGAUUAUAUUGAUUUAUUAAAUUUUUUUAAUCAAUCUAUGCAUAGAAAGAAGUGAAAAAUGGGAACAGAAGAUGUGACAGAAGUUAAAAAACCUCAGCCGAUUUUUAAAAAUCCAGAAUUUCAACAAAAAUUUCGUCCUAUAACUGUAUCAGGUAAAAAAAGAACUUGGCGGUCGCUGAAACAAGUUUUGGCUCAGGAAAAAAGCCUACCAUGGCCGCCUGAAUUUGUUCAUUAUAGUUCAAUAAAUGCACCACCGAGUUUUCGACCAGCUAAAAAGUACUCAGAUAUAUCAGGAUUACAGGCAAAAUAUACAGAUCCACAAACAAAAUUGUAUUAUGCGACUGCGGAAGAAUUUGCAACAGUACGAAGUUUACCAAUGGAUAUUACUGCUGGGUAUUUAGCACUAAGAGGAGCUUCUAGUAUAGUUGGUUAAUUAAAAAUUGAAAUAUUUAUAUUUUAUACCUAAAUAAAAUAAAGAAAUUACAAAUUAUUGAA
Cotesia glomerata is the source of this 627-nucleotide messenger RNA. Its product is annotated as INO80 complex subunit C. Gene Ontology annotation, cellular component: Ino80 complex. The record is from RefSeq and is a predicted model, not a curated record. The coding region runs from base 191 to 565 and encodes 124 amino acids. The transcript has 4 exons. Lineage: Eukaryota; Metazoa; Arthropoda; Insecta; Hymenoptera; Braconidae. Gene Ontology annotation, biological process: chromatin remodeling.